This is a messenger RNA of Rotaria sp. Silwood1, 2340 nucleotides long. NCBI's taxonomy places the organism in Eukaryota, Metazoa, Rotifera, Eurotatoria, Philodinida, Philodinidae. The record is from the annotation of a GenBank genome assembly.
AUGCAACAUUAUGGCCGUCCAACAACGAUACUUUCUGUUGCUAUACAUCUAUCGACAGAUGAUGGACUAAAUCGUUCUCAAUUGAAUGAAGUUGAUUUGCGAAAAUAUUUUCAACAAUUUGGUCACAUUAUCGGUUGUCAAUGGGAAGAAAAUGAACAUGCAAAAAAAGCUUUUCUCGAAUUCAAGGAUUAUGAUUCGGUCGAUCAAGUUAUGCUCUACACAGGAUCACAUGAAAUAAAUAAAAUCAAAGUGAAAGUUCAAAAAGAAAUGCAAGCACCACGAAGACGAGAUCGAGAUGGUCCGAACAAUCAUCCACGUCCAUACUGUGUUCAUAUAACGAAUUUACCACCAAGUAUUACCAGCGAACAACUAUCAUUGAUCUUUGAAGUACAUGUUGCCGAUAUUUUGAUUCGGCCACAAGCGAUCCCAGAGGAGAAUGAGAUCUCUGAAAUGUUGCCUUGGGAAGCUUGGAUAAAACAUUCGGAAUAUAAUGUCGCGAUAUUCGAUUGGAAUUACCAACCAGCUGAAUCAGUUCUAAUGAGAGAUGAACUACAAUCAUCUCACAUUCCUUCGGCCGUGAAGUUUAAAUCAAUUGUACCUGAAUCUCUUGCUCAGGAUGUACAAUCGAUUAUGAAUGUUGAAAAUCCUUCUCCAAUUUCAUCUGCUCAACAUCAAACUUGGGCAGAUCGUGUCAAGCCUUCUCCAUCAAAACCGAAGAAGCAUCCAACGAAAUCUAUUUUCUCAAAUUCCUCUAUCGAUAUGCCAUCUGAUAUGGCCAAAUAUGCGCCACAGUGGCGUUGGAUUAAUGAAAAAACAUUUGAAAAUUCUCAUGAAAAAAUCGAAGAGUACACUGUGGUAUCAAUAAGUGAUGAAAAUCGAAAAGCCACCAUGAGAAUCUUUCUGUCGGGCGAUGAUAACAAUAAUGCUCGUUUUCGAGCGUGUCAUGAGUUGAAGAUUCUGGAAAAGUUACAAAGUAUAACUAUUCUCUACAAUGUGUUUGUUUUUGGCAAUAUCCAUGGUUUCUAUUUAGGUCUCAAUUCUGUUCCAAAAUUGAUCACAAACAAUAUUCAUUCAUCGGAUAAACAAAGUAGAAAUCAGGAUAAAUUUUGGAUUAUUAUAGAAAAUGUUCAAGGCAUAACACUCAAAGAUUUUUUGAAUGAACAUAGAAAAUUAAGCAUUUCUGAUGCUAUUGUCAUUAGUCGAAAAUUAUUAUUGACUAUCAAACACUUUCAUGCUUGCAAUGUUAUCCAUCGAAAUCUUGAGCCUCAAAAUAUUAUUGUAAAAAAUUUUCAACGAUAUGAAAAUAAAUUGACAAAUAUGAAUAACCUCCAAUUUGUCAUUAUCAAUUUUAAUUUAGCAGUGAUCAAUGAUAGUAAUAUUCCAUUUAGUAAACAAGACGAUUUUACAUUGUAUGGAAAACAACAUUGUAAUGAAUUUGAAAAAAUUUUUCAUGUAACUGAUCCAGCUACAACCAAUCCCACGUUCUAUCGAGUACCACAACUCGAGUUACGAUCAAUGGAAGAACUCGAAUUAUCAACUACCCAUGAACAACAACGUAUCGACGAACUUCGAAGUCCGACCAUUGAUAUGAGUCAUAUAUGUGCCAUUCUCUUUUGGCUAAUUACUAAACGAGUACCAGGAGCACCAAAAGAUAUCAACAAUCAAGCACCACAUGAACUAUCCGAAAAUAUCAAAUUAAUUGAGAUGAAAUUACGAGAAAUUACAGGUGUAUGGAAUGGAAAAGAACUAUUUGAUCAUCUAAAACAACAUUUAAACUUGAUAUUUGAUCGUGGUUUCGCCAAGUUUGGACUUCCAUGGUCUUUUGAUGAGCUUACAUUUCAAUUUAAAUUUCUACGUGAAUUGAUCGCUAAUGAAAGAAGUAUGGAUACAACCGCUUACUGGCCGAAAUCAAUAGAAAAUUCUCCAUUGAUUUCAUUCAAUAUGAACGAUCGAUUUCUUCGUGCAGCAACAUUUAUUGAUCAUGCCAAACAAUACAUUGCCAGUCGUUAUACGAAUUCUACUGUUCGUUGGGCAACUGCAGAGAAGAGUCGUUGGUCAGGCAAUAGUGAACGCUUAGAAAACUACGAUGAAGUAACUAUUGAAUGGCCAAAGAAUCGUAAACAUGUUAUUACAACAAUCUGGCAUGUGUCUAUCAGUCCUAAUGACGAUCUCGGUAUCACUGUUAUAACAAAAACUCAUGAAAAGUCAGAAAUUGAAUUACCACUUGGUACAUGGGAGAAAGGACAAGCUAAUGCUAUGAAACAAAUAGCAAUAAGUCUUGAGACAAAAAUAAAAGUGUUAAUGAAAAUUCUUUGUUCAAAUGAAAGCCAUACUGGUUAG